This is a messenger RNA of Acipenser ruthenus (sterlet), 2898 nucleotides long. RefSeq names its product tumor necrosis factor ligand superfamily member 15-like. Bases 282 to 1025 code for a protein of 247 amino acids. The record is from RefSeq and is a predicted model, not a curated record. The transcript has 4 exons. Gene Ontology annotation, cellular component: membrane. NCBI's taxonomy places the organism in Eukaryota, Metazoa, Chordata, Actinopteri, Acipenseriformes, Acipenseridae. Gene Ontology annotation, molecular function: tumor necrosis factor receptor binding. Gene Ontology annotation, biological process: immune response.
UCAACCCGGCCAAUCCUGUUUGAGGUCCUGCAGGAAGUUUCAGGAUGUAAUCUGAAAUGCAUUCAGGGUCGGCCUCGGGACUUUCCAAAUCUCCCCUGCCAUUGUAAAAACAAAGUUAUACGCAUCUGGUUUCAGUUCGUAGGCGGCGCAUUUUAAAAGACGUGGGGGUGGCGGGGACAGAAACUGUAUAUUAAGGGUCUUAAUGAGGGGGACAUGUUCAAUCAUUCCCGCAUUAAUCGUACUGUAUUGUACAUGUUACGCCAACAGACAUAUAGAAAGGCAUGGGAUUCAGACUUGAUUGUAUGCCGGAGGAGGAGAGCGCCACGAUGACAGAACAGGGACUGUUAACGGCGCUGAUUAUACGGGACAGGAGUGAAAACAAGAAGAUAUUGUAUUGUGUUGCUUGCAGCAUGGUUGCAAUUGUGAUGCUGACCACCCUGCCGUUUUAUUUUUAUUUUUUCAUCAAUCUGGAUGCAGCUCGGUCAGCUUUGAUUCCUUUAAAUGUUGAUGAAAACGCUGCAGUCAGUUCCAGGAUUUCCCAGCCUCGCCAGAUACCGGUACCCAAAGCUCAUCUCACUGCGAUGGCACACAAUUUAACAAGUUCUGAAGACGUUGAAAACCAAUUUCUACCAUGGGAACACCAACAUGGACAGGCUUUCCUAAAGGAUGGCUUGGAUUACCAGGACAAUGCACUGGUCUUCCCCAUGAGUGGAGAUUACUUUGUUUACGCUCAACUCACAUUUCGUGAGAUUUACAAGAAAGAAAAAUGUGAACCUAGGAUGCUGAAGCAGACCAUCACCAAGGUGACUGAUAAGUACCCAGUACCCACAGAGCUUGCGACUGCCAGCCAGACUGUGUGCGAGACUGGCAUGUGGGUAAAGACCAUCUAUGUUGGUGCAAUUUUUCAACUUGAUAAAGGAGAUAGGCUGAAAGUUAAUGUCAGUAACAUUAGCUUGGUAGAUUUAACUAGUGAGAAAAAAACAUUCUUUGGUGCGUAUUUACUGCAAAGUAGGCAGCUUGAUUGAAUGGUAAUUUAAAAAAUCUUUAAACUGCCUCUUCCCUAUUUCAAAAUUUCAGCUCAAACUUUAUUUUAAACGUGGUUGUUCAGAUAAUGACACUUUCAGUAAAUUGCUCCCAAGCUGUACUUGGUUCUUAUGAAGCUCAAGUUUAUAAAGAAGAUAUGACCAUGCAUAAGUAUAUCAAUAUUACAUAAGUAUAUUCAAUUUACUGUUAUACAACAAGUAUGUAGUGUACUACAUUUAUUCUUUACCAAUUCAUUUGGAUAGAACAAAAACACUAUUUGUAUGGUAUGUAAAAAGAACAAAUGGCUUACAGAUCCGAAUCCCAAAUGAUUACAAAGUGCUUCUUGUUUUAAAGCAGCAUUUAGAUUAGUGAAUGUCUGUGGAAUGUUCAGCACUGCAGCCUGAGGGUAUGGAACGGGUUAACUAGCCAUCACUGGCCCUUUAACACCCAACUUGACAAAGCUGUGAGGGCAGUCCGCUAGGAACUGGUCAAGCAUCGAUGGGCGUCAUGCCCGUAUCUUGUUCAUAAAUUUUCUGAUCUUUUUGUAUAUUAAAAAAAAAAAAUCACGAAGACAUUUGAAUCCUUGUAAUUUGUUCUCUUCUAACUAGUUAAAUUAUCUAUAAGCUUUGGAUGUGAAUUCUCACUUAACUAUAUUUAUUUUGUGAAUACAUUACGAUAAAAAAGGUAUAUCAAAAAGAGGAAAUGAAUAUCCAGUCUACCAAACAAUGUGAGGAACACAUGGCUAAACCCACAUUAACUUCAUUGAUGUGUUCUUAAUCUGGCAUUCUCAAUCCUAAAAUGUCUAUUGUCAUACUGUAGGGGUGAAUGAUUUACAAAAUAAAAAUGUAACUGUUGAUAUAGGGGUUCCACAGUAUACUUUAUAGUUAUUUAUAGUUUGAAAGCAACAUGCACUAAACAAAGUCACAGCAUUCCCUAUCGGAUGCCACAGUUAGACCAGUUUAUUACAUUUUAUGAAUAUGCAAUACUUUGUUUGGUAGGCUUGCAUAAGCUGUGCUAGGGCAGAUAUGACAUAUUGUCACUGUAAUUAUGUUGAGAAACAGACCCCUGGCAGAUUGUGGGUUAGCUUCUCUGUGGCUUACUGAUUGUAGGGUAAUAUAUAUAUAUAUAUAUAUAUACAUGUACUGCAACAUUUUUAUAAAAUAUAAAGCCAAACACAAGAUGUGCUUAUAUAUUUAAGAGGAUUUCUAUCCAGCAAUCUCUUUUCAGUUGAAAAGAUUCUUAUUUAACUUUAUGAGCUUGCAUUUGAGCAGUUAAAACGCAGCUAUGGUGUAAUAAACUUAUUUGUGAUAUAUAAACUUUUUUGUGUGUGUGAAACUUAUUUGUGACAGUAUAAAAGUUCGGUUUUACAAAAAUAAAAACAUGAUUAUUUUUAAAGCCAUUCCUGAGUAUGAUUUAUAAUGUUAAUACGUCGUGUGUAGGGGGACUCUUAUUGUAUAGAGACGUCAUUUCACACCGUUUGAGCAGCCAGAAGCGCUCGGCUUUGCUUUCAGUCCUCUCGUCUAAACUGCAUGAGACGACAUCUCUUAUACAAUGAGAGACACCCUACACACAACGUACUAACUGCCAUUAUAAAUUAUAGAUAUGGCAAUGCUGUAAACGUCAGGCCAUAGUGAUGAAGGUUCAAAGGAAGAAAAUAAGCAUGUGCACUUUUGUAAUGUGUUUGUGGAAGCUUCAUAAUUUAUGUUGAUUCCUAUUUGUUAUUUAAUUAUUUGUAGUUAUUUGUAAUUCUGGAGUUUGUUUAAAGCUGUACUAUUUGAUAAAAUGGCAUAUUUAUUUUGCACUAAACUUGUUAAAAAUGCAAAAUUUGCAUUACCUAUUGUUUUAUAAAUAAUUAAAAAAUAAAGAAAAACUCAA